AUGCAGGUGAGAGUCAAAACAUUGACAGGAAGAGAUAUCGUGAUGGACAUUGAACCACAGGAUAAGAUUAUUAGAAUAAAAGAAAUGAUGGAAGAGAAGGAAGGUAUUUCACCGGCGCAACAGCGAUUGAUUUUUAAUGGCUCGCAAUUAGAUGAUGAUAGAACUGUACAAGAAUCAGGUAUCCAAGCCGGCGCGUCUUUGCAUUUGGUAUUGACUUUGAGAGGUGGAUAA
Messenger RNA from Lodderomyces oxycetoniae, 231 nucleotides. RefSeq names its product NEDD8 family protein (gene RUB1). The transcript has a single exon. The record is from RefSeq and is a predicted model, not a curated record. Bases 1 to 231 code for a protein of 76 amino acids. NCBI's taxonomy places the organism in Eukaryota, Fungi, Ascomycota, Pichiomycetes, Serinales, Debaryomycetaceae. Gene Ontology annotation, cellular component: cytoplasm; nucleus. Gene Ontology annotation, molecular function: ubiquitin protein ligase binding; protein tag activity. Gene Ontology annotation, biological process: protein neddylation; regulation of proteolysis; modification-dependent protein catabolic process.